Messenger RNA from Octopus bimaculoides (California two-spot octopus), 1930 nucleotides. RefSeq lists its product as uncharacterized. The record is from RefSeq and is a predicted model, not a curated record. Gene Ontology annotation, cellular component: axon; endoplasmic reticulum membrane. NCBI's taxonomy places the organism in Eukaryota, Metazoa, Mollusca, Cephalopoda, Octopoda, Octopodidae.
UUACUCUGUAGUUGUACUUACAGUAUCCCUACUAACUCCUCCUGUUCCUCUCACUGCGGUAGUCGUCACCGACCACCAGUUUCUGUGUUAAUUGCCAGUCAGUCAGUUGCCGUUAUCUUUAGUAGUCGUCUUGUUGUUCACUCGAUUAUAGACAACUGUUCUCUACGUACACUGCAAACCCCGCUGGGUCAACCACCAACGGACAAACCGUUCAUUUUCGCGUGUUGUGAAAAAAAAAACAACCUAACCUAAACCAGGAUAUUUGGAUAUAUACAGUGUAGAUUUUAAAUUAAAUACUUGCACGCAUACGUACGCUCAUACAAUAUAAAUUCACAAAUAUAUAUUUUUUUAAAAUCCCACCCAAUAUACAUAUAUGUAUAUGAUAUUUACACAUACAUAUAUAUCCCAAACUAGAGAGAUUCAAGACUAAUCUGUCUUCUCUCAUUCAUUCUAUCUUGAAAAAAAAAAUUGUUACUGUGAAGGAUUGCUGAAAGUGCUACUAAUUUGGCCUUCAGACAAAAAACUACGUAUUGAUUUACGAUCUGACCGUAAAAUUUCAUUUGUGCAGCACACACAAAUAUAAAGAAACGAGCCAUGGCUGACGAAGGCAUUAAUAACAUGACCCAGCCGGAUUCAGUUGGCAACCUCCUCGGAGAUAGCCAUUUAGGCAAUUUGGAUAAUUACAGUUCUAGUGCUUUCCAGUCGGAACCUCUGCAGCCUCAACCGUCAGCACCUCAUCAGAUGAUGUCUUCUGGAUCGAUUUCUUCGUCUAAUCCUCUGGAUGAUGACUUCGGUUUUGAUUCGCACAUCACCUCAAGCAACACGGUUAACCCAAGUUCGAAUACCACCAGCAGCGGCAGCAACAAUUCGGCUCAGUCAUCUUCAUCCUAUACCCCGGGACCAUGGCUAAAAAAGAUAGAUCCAAAAGAUGUUGGAGCAUCCAAUGAAGAACUUGAUAAUUCUUUGAAACAAGAGCCUGAGGUCAGUGUGAAGGAUCUACACGGUUACAGACUUAUUCUGGAGGAGGAGGAGUUAGAAAAGUGUUUAAACGAUGAUUUACGCAGAGAAUUGUACAGAGGUUUACGAGGGGAGUUAGAGCAUUACUUAGAGGAGCAAAUUGAUGGCGAGGAUUAUGAUGAGGAUCUCUUUGAAGAUGCUGUAUAUUAUGACUUCUUGGAUCUCAUCUACUGGAGAGAUGUCAAGAAAACAGCUGUGGUCUUUGGCAGCAUGCUCUUUAUUCUCCUCUCCUUGGCAAUUUACUCAGUACUCACUGUUAUUGCUUAUCUGUCCCUGGCAAUUUUGGCGGUCACUCUCAGUUUUCGUGUUUACAAGAACAUCAUGCAAGCAGUCCAAAAAUCUGGUGAUGGACAUCCUUUCAAGGAAUAUCUGGAAUGUGACAUUGAGUUAAAUGACCAGAAAACACAGAAGGUUGUCAAGCUCAUCUUGAAGCAUACCAAUGCUACUGUUCAAGAACUGCGACGACUUUUUCUUAUUGAGGAUCUUGUAGACUCCCUUAAGUUUGGCCUCCUCCUGUGGGUUUUGACUUACAUUGGUUCCUGGUUUAAUGGAAUGACAAUAAUUAUUAACAGUGUUGUGAUAAUUUUCACACUCCCAAAGAUUUAUGAAACAUACAAGGUUCAAAUUGAUAAUUACUUGGCAAUGGCGAGGAGUCAAUUCAAUAAAAUAUUGCAGCAGGUCCAAUCCAAGUUGCCAUUCCUGAAAAAGAAGGCCAAAGCUCAGUAAAGCAACUGUUUUUCUUAAAGCUUCUGUUAAUCUGUUGAAGAUCUCAGCAACUCUAUGUUCCAUGCUAAUAUGUGAGUGUUUGGCCAAGAAAACAUCAACAAUUUUCUUCUUUUAAACAACAACAGCAGCAAAGAAUUAUUGAAAUACAAAACUGUCAAAAUAAAUCCUUGUUAAAUUUUCUUUUAAA